GUAAACAGUGUCUCAUUUUUUUUUCCUUAUCCAAGUGUGGAAUCCCCUUUCAAGAUGAUGAUGUGAUUGUCCUUAAUGGCAGCAAAGAAGAUGUAGAGAUGCUAAAGAAAAGAAUGGAGGAGCGAAGGCUGAAAAGUAAAUUGGGGAAGAAAUCCAAGAAAUCUAAGGCAGCAGAGACCAUUGUGAAACCAGAAGCCGCUGAAGAUUCACAGAGUCCAUCUCAAGUCAAUACUGCAAAGGAUGCUACACAAACUGGAGAAAAGAGAAGCAUUGCCUUCUGCAAGAGUACAGUCAGUGAAAAAGCACCAUCUUUCUCCGAGAAAAGCAUCAAAGGUGCAUCUGAACCUGUGAAGAGGUCCUCUGCAGCCAGUGGGGAGAAAUCAGAAACAUACAAGUCUAUUUUUACUUCCCACAGCUCAGCCAAACGCUCUAAGGAAGAGUCUUCCAAUUGGAUCACACACACCGCAUACUAUUUCUGAAAGAGAAAAUUGUAUGAUUUUGAGUGCCCUCCUGCUUUUUGCCACCUCUUGCUUUCUUUUUAUAGGAGAAGCUUUUGUUAUAGGAAAUAGUGCUUUUUAAACAGCAAAGCAGCUUCAAAAAGAAGCCAACAUAGUUUUAAAGAGGAGAUAUUAAAAACGGUAGCUGAACUUGACUUUAAUUUUGAAAGGACACCUACUUUGAGUAAGUACUCAUCAUAACAUGACUGCUUGAUGUCCUUUUUGAAGUCGGGAACUGUGCUUGAAAUAAGCACAAGUUCUGCUAGGUUCUACUUAAUCUGAAUCGUUAGGCUGCAUCUGAGUGCAUAGGCACAGUUUGUUAUCUUGUAAGUAUUUCCCAUCCAUUUAUCUUAGUAGGAAAUUUCGAAAUUGUGAGUAGAAAGAGAGAGGCGAGGAUUACAUCAUCCUAUUCAGUUUUUGUCUAGAUUUGUAACAGAUGCCACUUGAGACAUUUCCCCAUCCUGUUGUCCAAAUGUGAGAUUAAUUUAAUAGGUCUUAGUCCUGAAGCAGAUUCUUAAAUGAAAUAUCCAAGAAUGUUUCUGGAGGGAUGAGUCACCAUCACACUUUUGCACUCUUUAUUCUACCUUGUUCAUCUUUCGUGAUAUAACUCUUAUUGAUAUAAGAGUUCUUAUAUUGUUGAUUAUUAAAUUAUAACCUUAAUUCUGCAGUUUCUUCAAAAAAAAUUGAGCUAACAGUGUUUUGUAACAUUCUGACACCUUGUAUGUUGAAAUAAAACAAUAAUUGAAUAAUU
Thamnophis sirtalis is the source of this 1248-nucleotide messenger RNA. The record is from RefSeq and is a predicted model, not a curated record. NCBI's taxonomy places the organism in Eukaryota, Metazoa, Chordata, Lepidosauria, Squamata, Natricidae.